CUUCAGAGGAAUUUAUCUGUCCCUUCCAAAUAAGAGAUGCCCCUUCGCAAAGCUGGGGCAAAUGUUGACGAAGCAACAGAUGAAGAAGCCAACAUCAACACAGGAGACGAUGGCCCAUCGUGUGGUUCUGUAUUGUGUGGGAUUGUCCUCACGUUGGUCUCCAUGCUCCUCAUCAUUGCCACCCUCCCCCUCAGCAUCUGGACCUGCAUAAAGAUUGUUGCCGAGUACGAGAGAGCCGUGAUCUUCCGUCUGGGGCGAAUCGUAUCAGGAGCAAAAGGGCCUGGUAUCUUGUGGGUCAUUCCAUGUGUGGACACUUUUCGAAAAGUUGAUAUGAGAACCAUCUCCUUCAACAUCCCUCCUCAGGAGGUGCUGACCAAGGACUCGGUGACCAUCAUGGUGGACGCGGUGGUGUAUUAUCGAGUCUUCAAUCCCAUCGUGAAUCUCACGCAAGUGGAGGACGCCAACGUGGCCACGCAGAUGAUCGCCCAGACAACCCUGAGGAACAUGCUGGGCACCAAGAGCCUGGCCGAGCUGCUGAUGGACCGCGAGGAGAUGGCCGAGCAGAUGGAGGUGGUGCUGUAUGACGCCUCCAAGCACUGGGGCAUCAAGGUGGAGCGGGUGGAGCUGAAGGAUGUGAAACUGCCCCAGAGUCUCCAGAGAGCCAUGGCAGCAGAGGCAGAGGCAUCCCGGGAGGCCAGGGCCAAGGUUAUUGCGGCGGAGGGCGAGAUGAAGGCCUCUAGGGCCCUGAAGGAGGCGGCGGAGGUGAUGUCCGAGUCGCCCGCCGCCUUACAGCUACGCUACCUGCAGACGCUGUCGGAGAUCGCUGGCGAGAAGAACUCCACGGUCAUCUUCCCCAUUCCUCUGGACAUGUUGGGGACCUUCACGAAGAAAUGAUCGCUGAGAGGAUUCACUAACGAAUGAGAUCCGUAACCACAAACUGCAUAUUGUCUCUAAUGCUGACAGAGUCUAUAGUCCCAUGUUUAUUAAUGAAGCAGGUAUAACCACACAGAGCAUCAUUUCUUUUUUUCAUUUCAGUGGGUACAUGGUCAACGAACUGACAAAGCAGAGAUAUAUCCACAGCAGAGAUAUAUCCACCCCAGAUGUCUUUUUAAUUAGCGUCAGGAGAGACAUACUGUAGGCCCACACAUUGCAUAAUCAGAUGAGAAUAUUUUAGGUGUUGAUUUGUUAAGGGACGGAAUCAUUCUCUUGCUGAAAAAUAACAGCUGUGACCGCAGACGUGAUGUUGUUUGUUUUAUGUGUGUGGCGACUGGCGAAGUGAAGUCCCACACAGUGACCAACACAGAGAAGGUUCUGGAGACUUCCCAUAACCACCGUCAUCCACACACUAGCCUGAUACUACACACACCACCGUCAUCCAUACUGUACACCAGCCUGAGACUACACACACCAUCUCAUCCAUACUGUACACCAGCCUGAUACUACACACACCACCGUCAUCCAUACACCACCCUGAUACUACACACACCAUGAUCAUCCACACACCAGCCUGAUACUACACACACCACCGUCAUCCAUACUGUACACCAGCC
Molecule: messenger RNA, 1550 nt
Organism: Sardina pilchardus (European sardine)
Lineage: Eukaryota; Metazoa; Chordata; Actinopteri; Clupeiformes; Clupeidae
Exons: 7
Coding region: 37-894 (285 amino acids)
Cellular component (GO): plasma membrane
Source: RefSeq, a predicted model, not a curated record